GUCCAUUGGAAAGCCAUUCUUGUUCUUGUUGACCUCAAUGAAGUUUGAAACUGCAGCCAUACACGUCGGUCAAGAUCCUGACCCUGUUACAGGCGCCGUGAUCCCUGCACUCUCUUUAAGCACAACUUUUGCUCAAAGUUCUCCUGGAAAGCCAACCAGUUUUGAUUAUUCACGUUCCAAUAACCCUACUAGACAAGCCUUUGAGCGUUGUGUGGCUGCUUGUGAAGGUGGAAAAGAAUCUGCCGCUUUUUCAAGUGGCUUGGCUGCAACUGUAACUCUGCUGCACUUACUCAAGGCAGGUGACCACAUCGUUUGUAUAGAUGAUGUCUAUGGAGGUACUCAAAGAUAUUUUCGAAGAGUGGCAAAUAAUUUCCAGUUGGAGUUUUCGUUUGUCGACUUUGAAGAUUUGCAAAAAGUAAAAGCUGCUAUUAGAAGCAACACCAAGUUGAUUUGGGUCGAGUCGCCUACUAACCCUACCAUGAAGAUUGUCGAUAUUCGUCAAGUAGCUGCUAUAGUUAGCAAACAUGAUGUGAUGUUGGUUGUAGACAAUACCUUCAUGUCUCCUUACUUUCAGAGGCCUUUGGAGUUGGGUGCACAUAUUUCUUUGAAUAGCGUCUCCAAAUAUAUCAACGGACAUUCUGAUGUCAUUAUGGGCGUUGUUACUUGGAACGAUGAGUCCUUAGGACAACGCAUUCGAUUCCUUCAGAAUAGUCUUGGAGGUGUCCCAUCACCAUUCGAUUGCUAUUUGGCGAACAGAGGUUUGAAGACCUUGGCUAUUCGAAUGAGGAAACAUGAGUCCAAUGCCUUGAAAAUUGCUACUUUUCUAGAGAAGCAUCCCAAAGUCAGGAAAGUGCUGUAUCCUGGUUUGACUUCUCAUCCCCAACAUGAAAUUGCAAAAGCACAGCAACAUGGUUUCGGAGGAAUGAUAACCUUCUUUAUCGAUAGCGACUUGGCAGGAGCUGAAAGAUUUCUUAAGAAAUGCAAAUAUUUUACCUUGGCAGAAAGUUUAGGAGGUGUGGAGUCGCUUAUCGAACAUCCUGCAUUAAUGACACAUGCCUCUGUUCCAGCAGAAGUACGUCAGCAAUUGGGAAUCGAUGAUACUCUCAUCCGUAUCUCUGUUGGAAUAGAGGAUCUCGAUGACUUGUUGGAAGACUUGAAUAAUGCUCUUCAUGCAGUGUAAUCUUGAGUUCUUUGAAAGUUUCAUAGACAGGAUUCAUAAAGAGUUACCCAAUUUU
Messenger RNA from Galdieria sulphuraria, 1235 nucleotides. Its product is annotated as cystathionine gamma-lyase. Gene Ontology annotation, molecular function: cystathionine gamma-lyase activity; pyridoxal phosphate binding. Gene Ontology annotation, cellular component: cytoplasm. The coding region runs from base 38 to 1180 and encodes 380 amino acids. The transcript has 8 exons. The record is from RefSeq and is a predicted model, not a curated record. NCBI's taxonomy places the organism in Eukaryota, Rhodophyta, Bangiophyceae, Galdieriales, Galdieriaceae. Gene Ontology annotation, biological process: transsulfuration.